Pieris napi is the source of this 1112-nucleotide messenger RNA. Its product is annotated as serine protease snake-like. The transcript is spliced from 5 exons. Gene Ontology annotation, molecular function: serine-type endopeptidase activity. The coding region runs from base 136 to 969 and encodes 277 amino acids. The record is from RefSeq and is a predicted model, not a curated record. Gene Ontology annotation, biological process: proteolysis. Lineage: Eukaryota; Metazoa; Arthropoda; Insecta; Lepidoptera; Pieridae.
GGGGAAUUUAUUUUUUCAGGCCGCGUUUAUCUCAUAUCUCAAAUAAAGCGCGGUGUAAUUCCUGAAAUAUUAAUAUUUGUUCCUCCAUCAGUCAUAUUUGGUGGAAGGGAUGCUAAACCCGCUGAAUUCCCACAUAUGGGAGCCAUAGGAUGGCGAGCAAAAGAUGAACCAAAGUGGCAUUUUAAAUGUGGAGGAUCAUUGAUAAGUGAAAAAUUUGUUGUAACCGCUGCCCAUUGCACUUGGCUUUCAUUACAUAAUCAUCAUGACGUCAGUGCUAAUGCACCGGAAGUUGUGCGAUUUGGUGUAGAAAAUAUACAGGAUGACGAGUUUAAUUUAUACGGAAAACCUAUAGACGUGAUAAUUAAAAAUAUAAUUAGACACCCGCGGUAUAGGCCCCCUCGGAAGUAUUUUGAUAUAGCGUUAUUGGAGUUAGACAGCGAGGUCAAGUUUAGCCUCCAAGUACAUCCCGCCUGCUUGUGGACGAAGCCAUCAACGCGUGAACUUGGUACUAGAAGUAUCCUCACCGGUUGGGGUCUCACAGAACAUGGAAAACCAUCAACAGUCCUUCAGGUUGCUGCGGUGGAUGUGUUGAAUACUAAAAAGUGUAACUCCCUCUUGCACAGCUCCUGGAAUAGAAACUGGCAUGGUUUUGCUAAGCAUCAGUUAUGUGCUGGCAAUUUAACUGGAAAUGUUGACACAUGUCAGGGUGAUUCAGGAGGUCCUAUACAAGUGAAGAUAGAAUCUGGAUCGAAUUCGUCUAUAAAUAUGGUAGUUGGCGUGACUUCAUUUGGGAUCAAUUGUGGACAAAAGAAUCGACCCGGAGUUUAUACAAAAGUUUCAAACUUCAUAAAAUGGAUAGAAAAUAACGUAUGGAAUAAGAACGUUACGGAAACCAAGGAAAUUAAAGUGAUGCCAUCACUUUUUAAGAGGAAGAAUGUGACUUUGAGUGGUGGUCGGGUGACAUUUUAACCAAAUAAUCUGUGCCAUAAGAAAGAGAAGGAAAGACAAAACAAAGGAAAAACAAAUAUACCGCUGCUUAAUAUAUUUUUGGCGAGUUAAUAAGAAUAACACAUAAUUAAAUUCAAAUUGUUUUUAUUAAAUAAAUAGCACAA